Messenger RNA from Elgaria multicarinata webbii, 1053 nucleotides. RefSeq names its product adenosine receptor A1-like. Gene Ontology annotation, cellular component: plasma membrane. The transcript has a single exon. Gene Ontology annotation, biological process: G protein-coupled adenosine receptor signaling pathway; adenylate cyclase-activating G protein-coupled receptor signaling pathway. NCBI's taxonomy places the organism in Eukaryota, Metazoa, Chordata, Lepidosauria, Squamata, Anguidae. Gene Ontology annotation, molecular function: G protein-coupled adenosine receptor activity. The record is from RefSeq and is a predicted model, not a curated record. The coding region runs from base 1 to 1053 and encodes 350 amino acids.
AUGGCUGACCCAGACAAUUUGUCAUCUGUGCCGCGGUGCCACCCAGGAGCAAAUGCAACAUCCCCGCCUGUUCUGAACGUCCCCUACUUACUCAGCGAGAGUUUGACAGCUUUGUUCUCCAUCGUGGGCAAUCUUUUUAUCUGUACGGUCAUCUUGCGGAACAGGAAGCUGCGUGCCGUCGUCACCAACUACUUCCUGGUCUCGCUGGCUGUGGCGGACAUCUUGGUUGGGGGGGUGGCCAUCCCCUGUGCCCAGUUUACCGAUAUGGGGCUGCCGCGAUACAAGCCCCAGCUCUGCCUCUGGAUGCUGUGCACAUUGUUAGUCUUCACGCAGGCCUCAGUGUUCGGGCUGUUGGCCAUCGCAGUGGAGAGGUAUAUUUCCAUCUUGAAGCCCUUCCAGUACAAAUCGUUGAUGAGUCCCCGCAAUUCCCUCUUGGUUAUCGUGGCCUGCUGGGGCCUGGCUAUCGUGAUCGGCCUUUUGCCUGUGAUGGGCUGGCACGACCCCUUGCCCGCCGGCGGGGAAUGUGUGUUCAACAGCAUCAUCAAAGACACGUACAUGGUCUAUUUCAACUUCAUGGCCUGCAUGUUGGUGCCUCUGUUGGCCAUGGUGGUGCUGUACGGACGCAUCUUCCUGGAGGUCAAGCGUCAGAUCCGCAAGGUAGCCGAGGGGGAGGUCGACGUCAGCGCGCAGGAGAGGCGCCGGAUCAUUGUUCGCAAGGAGCUGCAGACGGCCACCUCGCUCUUCAUCAUCCUCUUCUUCUUUGUCAUCUGUUGGCUCCCGGUCCACAUCCUCAACACCGUCAUGCUGCUCUGUCCUAGCUGCUGUGUCCCAAACCAGCUCACUUUGGCCACCAUUAUCCUGUCCCACGCCAACUCUGCCAUCAACCCGGUCGUGUACGUCUUCCGCGUGAGAUCCUUCCGGAAGGCCUUGGAAGGAGCCUUCUCCUGCAUCUGCUACUCCACCGGCGUGGGCGUGUUUUCCGGAUCUGGGAUGAUGCCGUCCAACGUAUCGGAGGUGCCACCGCUCCGGAAUACCUUUCUUCCGGGGAAGUGA